Brienomyrus brachyistius is the source of this 5226-nucleotide messenger RNA. It is a transcript of the gene bcl2a, whose product is annotated as BCL2 apoptosis regulator a. Bases 1739 to 2434 code for a protein of 231 amino acids. Lineage: Eukaryota; Metazoa; Chordata; Actinopteri; Osteoglossiformes; Mormyridae. Gene Ontology annotation, molecular function: protein homodimerization activity; protein heterodimerization activity. The record is from RefSeq and is a predicted model, not a curated record. Gene Ontology annotation, biological process: negative regulation of intrinsic apoptotic signaling pathway; intrinsic apoptotic signaling pathway in response to DNA damage; extrinsic apoptotic signaling pathway in absence of ligand. Gene Ontology annotation, cellular component: mitochondrial outer membrane. The transcript is spliced from 2 exons.
UCGACGAAGCACAUCCCAGAUCGCGCUUGUGCCUGGGUUAGAUUUCAUGGGGCUAUCUCUACCUGCCUGGACUUGAGACCCUGAUCUCAGGUUCUGCCUAUGGGGGGAAAAAAGUAUUUUUAAGCAAGAAAUCCUCCAUUCUGUAUGGUGAAUAUAGUAGGUAAGCCUUACAAGCAGGCUGUCGGGGAUACAGCAUGUAAGGGUGUUGUGAGAUUUAGAAAUUCCGUUUCUGAUUAGGAAUUCAGAGAGGGAGCCUUUGAUGUGGGGAGAUAUACUCAAAAAGCAGCGUGCAGAGACGCAUCGUAAAUGAGCUAACAGAAGUAGGUAAAAAAAAUCACAUGGUAUUAAGAAAACGGGAAAAAUCCAGCUACCGCAUUAACCCCUCGCGCUGGAUCUCCGUGCAGUAAAAGCACAGACAGCCCGAGCUUCGAGACUGCGGUUCAGUGCGGUCCCUGUCCGCAUAUCCCCACCGAUACUCGGGAAACUUGCUCAGCUGCACGCCAUCAUGAAAAACGUGGCUGCUCCACGUACUAUUCUCGGCUACAAUCUCAGGCAAAACGCGCCGAUCACCUAGCCUACACCAAGCACACGAACAUUUGAAACUCGCAUAUUUUGUAUUAAUUUUUUUUUUCGAGGAACCAUUCAACGGAGCGGUCAAAUGCUACUUUAUUAGUAAAUAAUAAUCCGCUGUAAUAAAGUAGCGAACGGGAGGCGAUCCCCAUCUCAGCCGCGGGAAACGGUCCGUCGGAGCGACAGGUCCUCCAACACAGAGACGGAAAAAAAUGAAUGGCGUGACGCAGAGGAAAUACCUCACAGCAUAAACCCGUAACAGAAGCCCGGAGUCCGGGCGAGCUCUUCCAGACGAUCGUCGGUGCGCUUCUCUCUCUCCCUCUUUCACUCUCACCCUCCCUCUCGCCGAGGUCGUGAGCCUAAUGACUGUAUAGUGACUUGGGACUUGGAAUUUUCUCACAACCUUAAACGGGUUUUCAAAUUGGACUUUCCUUGUAUUUAUUUUUUUUCUCCUCAUGUGGAUGGAAUAUAAAUGCAUGUCGACAGCUUGUCUGCUAGCUAAUGCGCUCUCUUCCGUUUUUCUCUCACACGGCAAAUGUCAGAGGAGUAAUUUAACCCAGAAAGGGAAGCAACUGUUUCGGGCAAAAAUACACAUUACAGAAUCUCGACCUGUGUAUCCAAGCGGGCACUGUACUUUCUAAAGGGCUUGACAAUAAGGAGGAUACAUUUCAAACGAUACCGGGAAACUACUUUUCCAAGGAUUUUUCUGGUUGCUCGAAGGGGCGUAUCAUUAACCGACAUCGGGCAUUCCUUGCGGAUUUCGCUUUUACUGCGCUGGAUUAAAUUUGCUCCAUACAGUAAGUUAUUUAGCUGCUGAAAGUUACCGCGAUCUGGCGGGGACGCGUAUGCGCGCACACUCCCCAUCCUCACCACCCUAGGUAUUUCACCAUGUUUGCAUAUUUAUUACAUUUGCGGCGGAGAUACAUUUUAGCGCCUUACUUGUAUUUAAACAUUUGAAUGCGUAUUCUUGAGGAACAGGAAGAAUACCGCACACCUCCAAAUGUCUGAAGAAUUGCAGAACCAAUACCUUACAAAGAAUAUCCUCCGGUGAUCCCAACAGCGGAUUAUAAAAAUAAAAAGUAAUUGAUCGAAAUUAAUAGGGGAAAUGAAUUCUGUGUGAUAAAUUAAAAAGGAAAAAUUGGUUUUGUCGGACCAGUUUGAAGCCGUGAUGGCUAACGACGUCCCAUACGACAGUCGAAAUAUUGUAGAGAUCUAUAUAUACCAUAAACUGCUGAAAACGGGCUAUGUGUGGGAAUUCCAGCCGGUCGGGGACACCGAUUCUCCCAAUAAUGGAUCAGUGGACUCCUUUGCUGCCGGCUCUCAAGUUUUGGCACGCCGGUCCCAAGCAGCUGCCGCCGGCGGAGAGGACGCAUCGCCUGUCCGCAGCCGGACGCCCAGGUCUGAUCCACACGCCCGGCUGCACAGGGUCUUGCGCGAAGCGGGGGACGAGAUCGAGAGGAUGUUCCAGCGGGACUUCUCAGAAAUGCACGAGGAGCUGCACAUCACGCCCAGCACGGCGCAGCGCCGCUUCACGGCCGUCAUCGAGGAGCUGUUCAGCGAUGGCGUGAACUGGGGCCGUAUUGUGGCGUUUUUCGAGUUCGGCGGCACCAUGUGCGUGGAGAGUGUCAACCGGGAGAUGACGUCCCAGGUGGAUAACAUUGCACACUGGAUGACGGAGUACCUGAACGGACCGCUCCAUAACUGGAUCCAGGAAAAUGGUGGCUGGGAUGCAUUUGUGGAGAUUUACGGGCAACAGCGAGGUUCGGUGCUGACCUGCUUCUGGCCGUACCUGAAGACAGUGUUUGGCCUGGCUGCUCUGGGGGCCGUCGGGGUCACCAUCGGCACCUAUUUCACCAAGAAGUGAUGUGGGGGCUCCACUUUGCCGCCUUGUCAAGGCUCCUGUUGGGUAGAGCCUUGCCCCCCAAUGACCGGCAUCUUCAAAGCCUCCCUAAGCAUCCGCGUUUCUCCAUGGUUCCUCUGAGGCAUCUCCUCAAAACACCUUCCCACUCACAUCAAACACACACAUCCCUCCGUAAAGGAUUCACACAAAUGAAAUUAAAAGCAUGAAAAAGCAACACUGAACCAUGAACACAGAUGGAAUGCAAACAUGAUAACUGGAGAGGAUUCUGGGAAAUGUACCGUUAUCCUCCCUUAUUUAUUUAUCUAUUGCUCCCAGUUAAUAGUCAUCUUAGAAGGCAGCAAAGCCGCGAUCGUGUGAAUGCAUUCGGAAGCAGAUUGAAACUGGAGUGAAUCCAUCCUCUUUAUCAUCCUACAUGGACCUCACUGUACAAAACAUAUGUAGCAUCAAUUGCAAGACUCCAGAAGUGUGCGAGCAGUGGCAGGGGCCCACAUGGAGACUCCCUUCAUUCCCAUUUCAUUAUAAGCAGGGGGUGAGCUAUGUCCUGGUAAGGCUCCCAUUCCCCUGCUAGCAGUAUCAGGGAGAUCAUGCGGACAUUAAUAAACAGGUCACAUGUUCCUAGUUAAUAAGAGGGUGACUGCCUUCCUGCUAAUAAGGACCAGAGCUUUUCUUAGAUAUGGCUGUCAUCAUAAGGGGGGGCUGCUGGAGCAGGUGCUGCUACAAUGUCACACCGUAACCCCGGGGGUCAGUGAGGUGGGGGCCGGUUACGAUCUCACAGGUGUCCUGUCCUUUGUUUAUGGCCUGGGCCUUGUCCAGCACCAAGACCGUGAUGCUUUGACCUUUGACCUGCUUGGACCUCUCCCACUGGCUCCCUAUUUACACAGGACAUACUCGCAGCCUGCUGUUCCCCCUAUCCCGUUCCUUCCGUGUAUGGUCGUGGCUGUGUAUGUUGGUUCAUUUUUCUUGUAGUGGAACUUUUUUUCAGAAACAGUAUUAUGGGAGGGGGGGCACCCUCACCUGCCCGAGCACCCACACAACACAUCUCCCUCCGGACUGAGCCAGAUGAGACUGGUGCCAGACCUACAUCGUGCUCCGAUUGGCUCCCUGGGGCAGCCGCACCGAAAAACCUGAUCCUGCUUCCGUUCAGGGAAGCACUUCAUCGACGGCCUGGGGCUCCGUCCAGCUGUGUGGGUGGGGGUGUUUUCCAUCCCUUAGGGCACUGCCAGAAGUUCCUGGUACGUCCUCAGUACAGUCUGCAUGUCUUAUGGACCCCAUCCAGCAUUUCACACACCCAGCCCAUCACUGCCAGAUCCAUAGCUUAUUUAUGACAUCGUUUUUUUUUAAUUCAUUUUAUUAUUUAAGGGGAUGAGUUUCUACUGCAAAGUUUUCAUGUAUUUUUCAGGCCAAACAGAUAUCGGUUAGUCUUUGCGUAGCUCAGGGGUUCAACGCAUCAGGAGCAACACACCCCCCACCCCCAGAUACAGCACAUUGUUGGGACGAAGGAACCUGGGGGUAUUUGAAAAGGUCACAAGAAGAGCCCUACUAUAUCCCUGAAUGAGGCACCUAAUCUGGAUUUCAUCCGUCAGUAUGCAGUUUUAGAUACAUGCUCAGCUUUAGAUAAAUGCACAAAUCUGAAAUGUUAAAUAUGUAUGCAAUUUGUAUAUAAUCAUCACAGUGUAAAGCUUAAAUAAGGUGACCGUGCAUCCACUUCUCCCAGGACCUUUUUUGGCACCUAAAAAUAUCAGAAAUAUCUGGGAUUUUACUUUGUGUUAUAUUUGCUUUCUACAGUCAGAAUACUUUCUGUUUACAUAAUUACAUUGCUUUGAUGCCUCCCUCUGCGUCCUGCCACCCUCAGCAUCCUCUUCUUCGCAAAGCAAAGUAUGGUCACUCUAGGUUAAAGCACACACGAUGCAGCUUUCCAGUCAUGGUGGUCACUCUACUCUGAAAGUAAGGGGAGGAGGAUCAACUUCCAUGAUCUUUACGAUAUGAUGAAUGACUGUAGGGUGUUCUGCUGUUCGGCGGUCCCCGCGCAACUGAGCGCGGGCGGGAUUGGAAACCGUGUUCACAGCUGACGUUUUUUUUUUUUUAAAUACGCUACAGCUACCGGACUUUUACAGCUAUCGUAUGUUUACAUCCAACAGUAACAUCAAAUGUAGUGCUCUGUUAAGAAAAAUAAAAAGAACAGUCUAGUUUUUAUUAACGAGUCAUCUACUUAGCUACUUACCGUACUAACUUUAUGGUUUAAUUUAUUACAAGGUACCAAAAUGUUCAUUUACACAUCCAUAUCUACCAGCUACUGAAUGGAAGCACUCGCAGCAAUACACUUGGGGGUCUGUUACUCAUGCCUACACCAGAUUUGCAUGUGUGUUUUUUUUAAGUAAAAAGUAAAAUAUGUAAUUAAACUACAUUACAGCUGCCAUUUUAGAAAAGCAUUGGGGAAGGGGGGGGAAAUGUUACUUGGCUUUUUUUUCUCUUAGUAAAAUAACAGAUGCAAAUUUUGCAGAUGCAAAGGUGUUUGAGGAAAGCCCCCCCCCAACCUGCUGGGGGCUGAGGUACUGUGUACAUUUGCUCUUGGGUCUUUUUUUUGAGUUGCGUAACGUGUAACUUGCAGCUGCUAAUGGACGAUAAACGAGUAACGAAAAGAUGUAUCACGGAGGCCGACUCUGCACUAUUUCAAGCUGCUUACGAUGAGGUUUCAGAAAAUACUGCCAGCCACAGGCGAUUCUCGCCAGACAACGCAUGCACUCGAAUCUCUUUUGAUUAAUAAAAAUACAUCGAUGCUUAACCAAUUCCAGAAA